AUGGAGGCGCUCUUGGGCGAGGUGCUGGCGGUGGGAGAAUGGAUGGACGGCGUUGAUCUGCUCUCGACGCGGUGGCUGGCUCUCGGCGGAGCAGCAGUGGUGCUGAUGGUGGCGUGGAGCUGGGCAGCGGCAAGGAGCAGUCGAGGCAGAGGAGCUGCGGCGCCCAGAGCGAUUGAUGCGGCGGGAGCGGCGCUCGAGUCGAUGGGCGCGACGACGCCUGCGGCAGUUGUGGACGUCACGGCCUUUGAUGCCAACGUGGCAUCGUACGCGUCGGCGGCAAGUCGCGGGAACAAGACCAUUCGCCUCGCUACCAAGUCUCUCCGGGUCCCGGGCCUCAUUGCGCGGGCCAUCGAGCUCGCGCCGACCGCGUUCACCUCGCUGAUGUGCUUCUCUGCCAGUGAGGCUGCGUGGCUUCUCCUCGACUCGCCAGUCGCCUCUCGCCUGGCCGAUCUCGGCGUGAAUGACGUGCUUGUGGCGUACCCGAUCUCCCUUGUGUCUGACAUGCGGCACGUUGUCCGUCUCGUCGGCGCCGGCAGGAUCGUCCGGCUCAUGGUCGACUCGCUGGCGCACCUUGUUGUGCCCGUGGUUGUCGACGUCGACGUUGCCCUGCGUCCGCUCGAAGCCGCAGCCUGGCUCCAUGUCGGCGUCCGUAGGUCGCCGCUGCGGUCGGUGGCUGACGUCGCCCGAGUGGUGGCCGCCAUCGACGCCGCUCGCGGCCUCGAGUUUACCGGCCUGAUGGCGUACGAGGCGCACGUGGCGGGCGUGCCGGACGCAUCGCCGUUUGCAUCGCGGGCGUACAACAUGCUCGUCGCUGGCAUGCAGGCCGUGGCGAGGUGGAAGCUCGCUAGUGCAAGGGCUGAACUCGGCGAGCUCCUGGCAGUCCGCCCGCGGAUGAGCGCAUCGGGCAUUCCGCUCAUCUUUAACACCGGCGGGACGGGCUCGUUCUGCUCUGCUGUGGCCGAUCUCGCCGCAACCGAGGUGACCAUGGGCUCGGGCCUGCUCUGCGGCCAUUUGUUUGACGGCUAUGCCGCGCGGCUGUGCUCGCCGGCGGUCGCCAUCGCGCUGCGGGUGACCCGGACGCCGGACGAGCGGCACGUGGUGGUUCAGUCGGGUGGAUUUGUGGCUUCGGGCGCCAUCGGAGAGGACAAGGCGCCAGUGCUUGUGGGCCUCCCGCCAGGCGCGGCUGUGACUCCCGCCGAGGGUUGGGGCGAGGUGCAGACGCCGAUCGCGCUGCCAGCUGGCGUCUCGCUUCGCAUCGGCGACAUGGUCUGGGUACGGCCAGCCAAGUCGGGUGAGAUCAUGGAGCGGUUCAGCGUGGUCUACCUCGCCGAGUUUGGCGCCGAUCUCGUGGCUGUUCCUUCGUACCGUGGGCUGGGCAAGGCGUUUUUCUGAGGCUAAAGAAGAGCAGAGCAUCGCUUGCGCCGACCG
Messenger RNA from Thecamonas trahens ATCC 50062, 1428 nucleotides. RefSeq names its product alanine racemase domain-containing protein. The record is from RefSeq and is a predicted model, not a curated record. Gene Ontology annotation, biological process: D-serine catabolic process. Lineage: Eukaryota; Apusomonadida; Apusomonadidae. The transcript is spliced from 2 exons. The coding region runs from base 1 to 1392 and encodes 463 amino acids. Gene Ontology annotation, molecular function: D-serine ammonia-lyase activity.